Molecule: messenger RNA, 1869 nt
Organism: Wasmannia auropunctata (little fire ant)
Lineage: Eukaryota; Metazoa; Arthropoda; Insecta; Hymenoptera; Formicidae
Product: carbohydrate sulfotransferase 11-like
Exons: 7
Coding region: 409-1527 (372 amino acids)
Biological process (GO): carbohydrate biosynthetic process
Cellular component (GO): membrane
Molecular function (GO): sulfotransferase activity
Source: RefSeq, a predicted model, not a curated record
GCCAAUUUCCCGCGCUAGUCCAUACACCUAUUAUAGCCCUAAAUCGACCUCAUUUAUGCUCCCCAGUGUACACAAUGUCUACAAAACAAACCGCACGAGCCAUAAUUCUAUCUUGCCGUGAAGUAAAUAUUAUUUACACUAUCGACUUUGAAAACAAUUGUUACCCGCUAAAGCAAGCAACGAUACGUGCGUAGUCAUCAGAUGCGAGAGCUACAAAUCGCGGAGUGAUGAACGCUGAAUAAUUUCCAUGAUCGGAGCAUAAUACCCGAGCUGAUGUGUGCAACAGCCUAACGCGUUUACGCUCGCAUUCACGGAACAGCCCGUUUAUCACCUAAUCUCGAGCGUCCUCGUUAACGAGAUUCGAAGUAUCGGUGUCGCGAGCGAUCGACAGACAAUGCAAUUAACGUAAUGGCCCGCGGAGACGCGCGACUCGUCCGAUAUGAGUACAGACGGAAACACGUUCUCCGGGAGAAGAUGACACCACGUCGGCGCGUCUUGGCAGGAAUUCGCCGUGCUAUUUUUGCCGCUGGUGUCCUGGCGCUCAUCAUCCUGGUACUGUCGGGCCAGGAUGGCACCAACACCCUGCAGCACGGGAAUUCGCUGGAGGACGCGAACCUGACGCCGGAGGAGAAAAUAUUGGAGCAGAUUACGACGGCGGAAACCGAACAACGUCUAACGGCCAGGCGAAAAUUCCUGGCGGAAAAAUGCACCGAGGAGGGGCUCGAUCGUCCUGGCAACGACUCACUUCACAGGCCGAACGCCUGGGAAUUUCUUGUAAAUAGAGAAUACCAUCUUAUAUGGUGCAACGUUUUCAAAGCGGCGUCUACGUCGUGGAUGUAUAACUUUAAUUUACUUGCGGGAUACAGCCCGCAAUUUCUGAAAGCCUCCAAAGCAGUGCCAGUCUCGCUGGCCAGACAGAGGUAUCCCAGGCACAGCGCGGAAGAGCUAGCUAAAUAUCUAAACGACAGCAUCAGUUUUUUGAUAGUGCGGCAUCCUUUCGAAAGAUUGCUCAGCGCCUAUCGAGACAAAUUGGAGCACAGUCUGCCGCACACGUUUCACAGCAACCUCGGUGCACAUAUAGUGUGGCAUUACAGGGCAAGGGAUUCGAAGACGAAUACAAGACAAGGGCCGAGAUACCCGCUCUUCGAGGAAUUCGUGCGAUGGCUGUUAUGCCAGUGGAGGGCGGGUAACGAUCUCGACAUGCAUUGGACACCAGUUGUGAACUUCUGCACACCCUGCCAAGUACGAUUCGACGUGAUAGCUAAAUUCGAGACGCUGCAUGACGAUCAAGACUAUCUUAUAAAGCAAGCUCAUGUGGGACACAUCAUCAAACCCGAAUGGAAAAAUCCUACUAAGGGCGUCCAAACGAAAGAUGUCAUAAAAAAUUAUUUUACGCAAUUAUCCAAGACGCAGAUCGAGGAGCUCUACGAGAUGUUCAGGUACGACUUCGUACUGUUCGAUUACUCGCCAGAUGAAUAUUUAGCAUUUGGUAGAGACGAAAUCACCACAUUAACGUGCAAAAAAUGAAUCUCGGCAUUUCGAUGAGGUGAAAUAGAAGAUGAGGCAUAUACGACACACAACGAAAUCGUAGAUAGCGCUUAAAUGAAUUUGGAGAAGUAGGAAGUAUGGCCGGUAUUCAUAGUCGACUAUUAUUUCAAAAUCUACUAAUGUCUUAAGAUGCUAAUACAGCUCUGUGAUUGGCUUAUAACAUCUUAAGACUGUACUUAAAAUGGUAUUAUCUAAAAUAUUAUAAAAAUCGACUAUGUUACUCGAUAUAUGCACAGUCGUUGACAGAUCGGUUGCGACACUUUUUUUCUAUAGGUUUCAAAACGCACUAAUAUUUUGCAAAUGCGAACCACGAUUGGUGUU